AUGACCAAAUGGGCGAAUCUCCUUGCCAAUGGCGUCCGACUCGAGCCAGGAAGUCCGGCUCCAGUCCGCAAGGAGUUACGAGACCUGUCUGAUAAGGAGCUGUACCUCUUCCUCGAGGGUCUUGAGAAACUCAAGAGAGUUGACAAGGACGAUCCACUGUCCUACUUUCAGUUGGCCGGAAUUCAUGGCGUGCCUUACCGGACUCCAUGGCCCAGAACAGCAACAAAGGAAGAGUUGGACGUAUCCAAGGGUGCACUAAGAGGCUUUUGCACCCAUACCUCGAUCAUCUUCUUGACAUGGCACCGUCCUUAUCUCGCCCUCUUCGAGUCGGCUCUUCACAGGCACGUCCAAGACGUUGCUAUUGGAAUCCCUGACACAAAUCCAGAGAAGGGCGAAUACCUUUUGAUUGCCAAGAACCUGCGUCUUCCAUACUGGGAUUGGGCUCGACCCGACAGAACAGACCUAUUUCCUUCAUUGGCGAACCAGGAAGAGUAUACACCAAUUGUUCCUAAUCCAAAUUCCACAGCUUCUGAUUUGAAGGAAAAUGCCGUUAACCCGCUUUUUAAUUACAAGUUUCCACGAAACAGGCCCAAUGACAUAUCGGAGACGGAGAUAACUGAGAGAUAUCCGCAGCAGAACGAGCUGUGGGACCUGAUCAGGAACCCUCAGACUGCAGACAAAACAAAUAUCCGAAGGUCCAUCAACGCUGCGAAAAAUCUUUCUGAGCGGGUAGCGUAUAUACUGAAGUCAUAUGGCCGGUAUGAUACCAUGAGCAAUAAUAGGUGGUUCAACUCGGAGGAUGGCGGCAACCCUGACAGAGCUCCGCUCAAUGGCAUUGAGACAUGGGGAAGCUUAGAAGGUAUUCACAACACUGUUCACAAUGCCGUCGGUGGAGGCGGUCACAUGGGAAGUCCUGCCACAGCUGCAUUCGAUCCAAUAUUCUGGCUCCAUCACUGCAACAUUGAUCGACUCUUCGCCAUCUGGCAAGGCUUGCAUGAUGACGGUUCUCCUGAUGCUUGGGUUACGAAGAGAAAAGGCGGAGACGGAACUGCAAUGCUCCCACGAGGUUCCACUGAAGACGCUUCCACAAAAUUGUACCCCUUCAAGUUUGAAGAUUCUCCAACGGGCUGGUUCGACUCCACUAUGGUGAAGAGGACGGAACGCUUUGGCUAUGCAUACCCAGAAACCUUGGGUCUCUCGUACCCGGUGUCCAAAGAGGCGAAAGCAAAGCUGACUGCGAAGGUCGAUGCUUAUUAUCAACCUUUGUCCAGAAAUAUUCAACUCAGCAAGCGCAGAGUUGAGACGGCGGGCCAGGACCUCCUUGCACCAGCUAUGAUGCACAAAGCCAUGGCCAGUCAAGAGACUGUGAACACUGCAACAGCAUUCACAGUCGUACCAUCUCUUCCUCCAACACAAGAGUUGCUUGCGCAAUCGCUCAAACCCGAGAUGCCUUUCUUGCGAGACUUGGCGCCUGACAACAAGUACCUGGAAUGGCUAGUUAACAUAAAGGCCUUGAAGCACUCUUUACGUGGAAGAUACCAGGUUCAUAUCUUCUUGGGACCCGUACAGGAAGACAAUGUCAUCCUGUGGCCGUUAUCGCCGAACCACGUUGGCAUGUUCUCGCCCUUCGGACAGACUGAGACGACAGGCUGUGAGAAAUGCCAGCAAGAUCAAGAUGAUAAUGUUCACGUCACGGGCCAGAUCCCACUUACAGUUGCCCUGGCAGAACGAUACCUUGCACAGCUCAUCCCAGAUUUAGGACCGACAACCGUAGUCGACUAUCUCAAGAGGAAUAUGCAUUGGAGAGCUACUCUAGACGGCACUGUAAUCGACCGAUCCCGUGUCGAUGGUCUUAUAGUUGCGAUCACGUCUAACGAAGUGACCCUGCCCGACGAUGAUGGCCAACCGGUGUACUCGCCAGAAGUAAAGGUGUGGGCCGAAGCCACUACUAACCUGGCAGGAGACGCAGGAAGGGGAAAUGAUACCGGAUAUGCCGGGCCAGAUGGAGUGUUCUCUGCUGAUACGUAA
This is a messenger RNA of Pseudovirgaria hyperparasitica, 2028 nucleotides long. Its product is annotated as Di-copper centre-containing protein. The record is from RefSeq and is a predicted model, not a curated record. Gene Ontology annotation, molecular function: oxidoreductase activity. Bases 1 to 2028 code for a protein of 675 amino acids. NCBI's taxonomy places the organism in Eukaryota, Fungi, Ascomycota, Dothideomycetes, Acrospermales, Acrospermaceae. The transcript is spliced from 6 exons.